This is a messenger RNA of Pelmatolapia mariae (spotted tilapia), 1088 nucleotides long. Its product is annotated as membrane-spanning 4-domains subfamily A member 8-like. The record is from RefSeq and is a predicted model, not a curated record. Gene Ontology annotation, cellular component: membrane. Bases 123 to 803 code for a protein of 226 amino acids. The transcript is spliced from 7 exons. NCBI's taxonomy places the organism in Eukaryota, Metazoa, Chordata, Actinopteri, Cichliformes, Cichlidae.
CCGCUGGUAGCAGCGCAGUCACUUUGGACUUUCAAACAUUUACAGGAGUAAAGUCGAGCUUCCUCCGCUUUACAGCAGAUCAACGUUGAGUUUUCUCUCUGUCUCCAGGAUCUCAAGGCAGGAUGUCUGUCACUGUGUCCAAGGCUGAUGGAGUCACUAUACUCACCUUGACCUCUGACCCUAAUAGCCCUUGGCCUCCUCUGUGCCAGAUCCUCAAGAACCUUUGCUGCAGUCCAGUGUGCUGCAAAGUGUCUCAGCACCUAAGGCACCUCAAAAGACCUUCUGAGAUAGUGCUUGGGACUCUGCAGAUUAUGAUUGGGCUUCUCAAUGUUGUCCUCGGAUCAAUCCUUAUAAGCCAACAUGAUGGAUCAUGGACCAUGAGUUAUACCGGCUAUCCUUGUUGGAUGGGAGGGUUGUUCAUCGUGUUUGGAGUUGUCAGCAUUUUGUCUGACAAGUAUCCAAGUCCAUGUCUGGUUAUCAUCAAUGUGAUUCUGAAUCUGACUGGGGUUGCUUUUGCCAUUGCAGCCAUUGUGCUGUACACCAUCAGUGUAUCUAAUCUAUAUUGGCCGGACAUUUGUAAGGGAUGCUACGACGACGGCAAAACAAUAAUUAUGACGCUCUUGAGAAGCAUCAUUGCUGUGCUAAUUGUGCUGUCAGUCCUAGAGCUCUGCGUCACCAUCAGCUCAGUGGUCUUGGGGAUCAAGAGUCUGAAGAGCAAAGAAAAGGGACAAACUAAGAGCACUGAUGACCCAGAGCUCUACAAACCACUUCUAGAGGAAGUUACCACUAAGCCUACAGUCUGAAUGUAAUUGUGCUGUGAGGGAUUCUAAGCAUGUGCCUUCAUAGCUUUGACUCUGUACUGCAACAUUAUCAUGCACAUCUCUUGCAUUUUUUAUAUACUUUACUGUUUUGCUUUGGUUUUUUGGGGGGUGUUUUUUUACAAUAUUCGGCCAUGUUACAUAAAAAUAACGGACGAAAUGUUGCACAUUUCAUCAGCAUUUGACUACAGACGUGAGGGCUGUAGGUCUUUAGUCACUGAAGCUGAGAAAUGAGGCAACACUGUCUAUAUACUUUUGGCAGUUAUGUUA